AUGUUAGCCAAUCCACAUAGCAAUCUGCAUGAGCGCUAUCGACAACAUCGUCGGCAGAUCUCGACUCCCAAUGCGCUGGAAGCCGCCAAAGUUCCUACUCUUCCAGCACAGGCAUUGCAGCGAAUCAAUGCGCAUCGCCGUGGACAGAGUCUCGACCAACGACCUUUGCAUGUCCAACGUCCUCGACCUAUGCACGAUGGGGCCGUUUCCAUUACUAACGCAACAGCAACUCAGCAAGCCCAAAUCCUUACGGGGGGAGCACAUCAUUCCCGAUUCUCGCAGUCGGCGCACUUCCCUCAGCAUUCUUCUCCCAUGCCUGUGAUGCCUGAAUGCCCGUCUUUGACCUCAGAAGACCUGCAAGCAUUAUCCAAUUCUACCAGCAAUGCGAACCAUCCAGCCAUGGCUUACAUGAAUUCGAGCUUCAUUACCAUGGGAAACCCGAGCUUGGGGAUUCGAGCAAUGGAUAACAAUCUCAACCUGAUACAACAGCAGCAACUGCAAAAUGCUCACGUCUCAUGCGUUAAUGGUCUCGAUGGCCAAAUCCUCGACAACGGUGCCUGGAAUUUCUACCAGCAAGGCCAUCUCCCUACGACGCUCCGGCCUCAAGUCAACAACCUUUCGGCCGAUGGGAGACGACAGUCUGUUCAGUCAGAUAUCAGCCCCUCGCAACGACCGCAUACCCCCAAGCAGACAAAUACGAAUUACUUUCCCAUAACGCCAGCGACAACCCCGUUCAAGAAACCAGCGGAACUUGCUCAGUAUAGUACGGACAUGCAGUCCACCCCCUCCAAGGAGACAGGCCGCAGUGCACCCUCAUCGGCAUACAUGCAACGAGCCAAGUCCCUCCAAGGAGUUGCGGGGUCUACCUUUUCUAACUCCAAAAUCGAGAUGCCUUCCCCCCCGAACACUGCUUCAUUUGAAAUUGACAGUUUUGAUGCGUUUGGCAGUCAACAGGGUUCCAGUUUCGAAAUCUCCGAGUCAGAGAAUUUAUCGCAGAGUCACUAUGCCUCCUCGUCAGCAACCUCGUCCUUUCAAUCCUCCCCAGAGCUAGCCGCCAUGCCAAGCCCCGAUGACAAUCAUGAGAAAGCUCAGAAACUGCCCAUCUUUCCUGCCGCGUCCAGUCGGGCCCACAGGAAGGCGCUGAGUACCACCUCCAGCUCUUCCUUGACGAAACCCCGGCUUUCUCCAAGAGUGGCGUCCAUUGAUAGCCUUAACCUUGAUGCUAGGGUUCAUGCUUCUAUCAAAGAGACUGGAAUCACCAUCGAUGAGAUCGCUUCCUACAUCUCUGGCCCCGACCCGGAGGACGGAAAGUGGGUUUGCCUUCACCCCGGCUGCGAGCGACGGUUCGGAAGAAAAGAGAACAUCAAGUCACACGUCCAGACCCACCUUGGUGAUCGCCAAUAUAAGUGCGAUCAUUGCAACAAGUGCUUCGUUCGGGGACAUGACCUGAAGCGUCACGCCAAGAUUCACACUGGAGACAAACCAUAUGAAUGUCUUUGUGGCAACGUAUUCGCUAGGCAUGAUGCUCUGACUCGGCACAGACAACGAGGAAUGUGCAUCGGCGGUUACAAGGGUAUUGUGCGCAAGACAACAAAACGUGGCCGUCCAAAGAAACAUCGACCCGAGUUGGAGGAGAGACAGGACAAGGCGGCUAAGACACGCCAGAGAGUCGCCGAGAAGAUAUUCCUUCACUCCUCGUCCGGAUCUGUUGACUCCCCCAACUCGCCGCCUUCUGAAAUCCUUGAGAGUAUGAGUCUUCACGGUGGAUCCAGCCCCAAAGAGGAUAUGCCCGUGUUCAGCCAACCCAACUUUUCGUUGCCUCCAUCGGCGUUUACUUUCACACCUCCUGCGUCUCCGCGACAGAGCCUUGGAAACCAGCCAUCGCCCACUCAGAGUCGCCGCUCACUCACACCCAGUAGCGAGGAUGAAAUGCUGCCUUUGUCACCAUCCAAGCGUCCCCUCGAGAAGAUUGUUGAAGAACCGAGCCUGCCUUUCAUUUCGAAUGCCAAUCCGUAUACCGAUAUUGCUACCUCCACCGCCGAGCUGUCUUCUCCACAUACAGCUCCCACCUUGGCAGAUUCGUCUCACGGCUCCGACCUCGAUAUCUUCAUCAGCCCGGACAGCUCCGCCAACUUCAAACAUGAAUUUCCUGAUCUGAGUGACCCUGACAUGGCCGCUUUUCCCGACUAUGUCAACGGGUCUACUUUCGAGCCCGGACUGGAUCUGUUUUCGAGCAAGACCUUCUCUGCAGGUACCUCUAUGAACGACGACUUCUUUUCACUCCAAUUUCAGGUUGAUGAUAUGACCAAAGAGUUCUUCAUGGACUGCUAG
Messenger RNA from Aspergillus udagawae, 2331 nucleotides. It is a transcript of the gene ace2, whose product is annotated as putative C2H2 transcription factor (Swi5). The transcript is spliced from 2 exons. The record is from RefSeq and is a predicted model, not a curated record. NCBI's taxonomy places the organism in Eukaryota, Fungi, Ascomycota, Eurotiomycetes, Eurotiales, Aspergillaceae. Bases 1 to 2331 code for a protein of 776 amino acids.